Molecule: messenger RNA, 1509 nt
Organism: Cuculus canorus (common cuckoo)
Lineage: Eukaryota; Metazoa; Chordata; Aves; Cuculiformes; Cuculidae
Product: C-type lectin domain family 7 member A-like
Biological process (GO): positive regulation of phagocytosis; detection of molecule of fungal origin; positive regulation of killing of cells of another organism
Cellular component (GO): cell surface
Molecular function (GO): pattern recognition receptor activity; (1->3)-beta-D-glucan binding
Source: RefSeq, a predicted model, not a curated record
AUGACGGAAGAAAUAACAUAUGCAGACCUGAGGUUCAUGACAUUGGAAAAAUCCCAGGACCGGGAGCUCCAGAGUGACAGAGUGAAAGGUAUUGGCAGUGCCAGGGGGCAGUUCUCUCCAAGUACCAUAUAUUGGCUUGAAACGCAGCAGUUCAGUGGCAGACUACCGGUCAUGUUGUCUGUGGUAGGAGCUGCAAAUGCAAAAAUGAGAAGUUUCUGUUCUUGCUGCUCUUUCUUUUCGUCUGUCCCAGAUUCCUCCAGUCCAUCUUCCUGUUGGCGACUGGCUACAGUGGCUCUUGGGGUCUUCUGCCUAAGUUCAGUGAUAGCUGCAGGACUUUUGGCUGCCCGGUUCAUCCUGGUCUGCCACCAUGUGCAUGAAAGGGAUGAAAAUUUCACCCUACAAAAGGCAAUUAUGGAAAGCCUCGGCCAGCAGCUGGACCUCCUUCAAGCUCAGAAUUUGAACUUGACAGAGACUGUAAAGCAACUGGCCACUUCCAAAGGUACACAGAGUAUCAGUCUUUCUGAAGACUUCACAAUGCGAUCAGCACAGUCUUACAGUUCUUACUCUUUCUGAAUUGGGCUGUCUCGCAGUGGAACUGAGGGGCCUUGGCUGUGGAAGGAUGGAUCAGCUUUCUCCCCUGAACUGUUUCAGAUCCAACGAGCCAGCUCAAGUUCUCUCCAACAAUGUGUGUGCCUUCAAGGUGUGAACAUAGACACCGCACGGUGUGGCGAGUACAAAUACUACAUUGGUGAGAGAGUGGUGGACCUUGCAGUGGUCCAGCAAGUGAGCUACUCAGACAGGCACUAGUGUGCAGAGCUCUGCAGAAAGCCCUGUCUUGGGAUAUGUGGGGGUGACUUCUGCUCUGGGGUCUGUGACAGGGAGUCUGAGCUCAGGUUAAUGUAACAUCAGGGAUAAUCUAAGCUUAAUUUGGCCUCUGGUGAUGCAUGUCAGUCAGACUCCUCUUGGGCUUUUUCUUCAGCAAAUUCAUUCCUCUUUCUUCCUUCUGCCCUUGCAUUCUCAUGUAACCACUUCUAUCCGCUUAUGAUAAGUUCCUUUCUAAGUGAAACGUAAUUAAGUAUAUGAUUCCAGAACUCUAUUUCAAAAAUUCAUAUCUAUCUCUCAGAAACAGGAAUCAAUGACUCUUUGUAAGAACAACACAUCACAUUUUCAAAAUCUGUUGGGCAUUUUCAGAUUUAAGCUCCCAAUUUACACCACAUUUCCAAAUAUUUGAUUUAAUUGUACUCCCAGCCUACUGAUAACUAGAAAGUGCAACACAAUCAGAGACUGCAUUAACGGACAAAUAAAAAUAUUUAUAAUUCUCCUUGUUAGAGUGAAAAGCUUUCAAAUGGGUAUGUAUGGGCUCAGAAAACAGAAGGCAAAUCCAGAACAUAUCUUAAGAAGAGUCAGCAAUAUUUAAUGCCCGGGAAUGGCAGUAUAGCUGCUAGUGGAUUGUUCUGCUGCAUCAGGCAUCAGGGGGAAACGUGCAUCCCUGUAAGACAUCUGUCUUGA